Molecule: messenger RNA, 1793 nt
Organism: Paramecium octaurelia
Lineage: Eukaryota; Ciliophora; Oligohymenophorea; Peniculida; Parameciidae
Source: the annotation of a GenBank genome assembly
AUGAGCUGUAAUUAUGAAGCAUAUAUGGCAAAGGAUUGCAAAUCUACAUAAUCUUAUCUAAUCACCCUUAUUGAUGGAACUGGUUCUAUGUCUGGUGAAUAUGAAACCAUUGUAGAUGCUCACAAUGCUACUUUUUCCUGCCUAGGAUCAUAGCAGAUGAGAUAUUAAUGGGAAUAAUAACUAUAUGAUUUCCUUCCAUUUAGAAGUGCAGGGAGUGGAAAUAUCACCGAAACUUUUAAGACGAUUUUUUAAAAACUUUUAAAUAGUUAUUACCAAAAUAAUAUAACAAUUGUAUUCAUUAGCGAUGGUCAGGAGUCUUUUGACUUUAAUUAAUUAACUUAUUUAAUAGAAUAAAUGAAAUAAAAAUACUUGAUUUAAUUUAUAAGUGUAGCUGUUGGAAAUUCAUUUCCAAACACAAUAUCUAAUGUUUUAAGAAAGGCAAUCCAUAAUUAAAACUCAAGCUGCCCUGCCAUUUUCGAAGUUUAAAGACGUAGCACUUCUCAAUAAUAAUUAUAAUAAGAAUUCACAACUAUAUUUCACUAAAUCAAACAGCUUCUGAAUGUAUAAUCAAAGCUCCUUCAAGUUAACUAGCCAGUUUAUUAAACAAUUGCUUCGAAAGAGACUACCACAAUGGUUGCACCUGGCGAAUCGUAUCUUAAUAAAACAGAUGGAACCAACAAAAAAAUGGUUUUAGAUGGAGAAGAGAUUUAGCCUACUUACAAUCCUCAUCAUAUUUCUUAACUUAUAUGUAAUUCAAUAUCACAGGAAAUAAUAGAGAGUGCUGCAACAAAGAAUCAAAAUAGCUAAUAAAAUUUUAAAAGAAUAAAAGUAAUAUCUGAUCAACUUUUAACCAAAAUGGAAGCCAGUAAUGAUAAUAAAGAUCAGGAAGCACUUCAACUAAUGGAUCCUCUUUUAGAACUAAUUGAUAAAUUUGCAGAUGGAACUUUAAAAGCCCAAAAUUUAUCUGAAUCUACAAUGACUAUGCUUCAAAAACAUCUGAAAUAAAAGUAAGAAAUUUCUAAAUUUAUUGAAUGUUUUGCGAAAGAAAAAGUAGAGGAAAAUCUAACUAAAGAGAAGGUUAAAGAAAAACUUCAGAAUAAACUAAAUAAGACAAAACUGGGUUGCUAUGUUAGAUCUACGAUUACAAAAAAACCUCUAAAUCUUGUCUAAUCUAUUUGGUAGGUUGUUACCCAAAGCUUAGAUGACCUUAAAUAAGUAAUAGAAAAGGAAUAAAAUUAAGAAAUUAAAGUCUUAUUGAUAGAGUUCAAAAAUAUUAUUGAUGAACAACUGGAAAAAAUAUUCAAGUAGCAGAAAUUUGAAAAUUUGGAAGAAAGGAAUCAAUUUAUACUAACUAAGUUAAACGAGUUUCUCAGAAGAAUAACAAUAUUAAGUUCUUAAUCUACUUUUAUAAAAUCUGAAUUCAUCAACAUAGUUGAUUAUUGUAGAAGUUUUGAUGUAGAGAAAUUUGAUUUGGAAGCUGAAACUCAAAAGAAUUAGGAAGUAAAUCAAUAUUCUUAUUUGCCAAAAUGCAUUCAACCAAAAAUUUAGAACAAUAAUGUGAGAGCAUCUUAUGUUGCUACUUACGCUUUACUAUUAUUAGGAGGAAAUAAGUCUCCAUGUAAAUUAUUUAUUCUAUGAUUUUAGCUCUGAAUGAUGUUGCUUAUGUUCUGAAAUAAGCUGAUAUUGAACCAAAUCUACCUGAAAUUGAAGCUCUUAUUAAAAAUCUCAAGGGUAAAGAUUUAAAUUAAGUAAUCAAAGAAGGAAAAUUAAAAAUGCCAUAACUAAUGUGUUGA